Messenger RNA from Brenthis ino (lesser marbled fritillary), 282 nucleotides. The record is from the annotation of a GenBank genome assembly. Lineage: Eukaryota; Metazoa; Arthropoda; Insecta; Lepidoptera; Nymphalidae.
AUGAUUUCGUUUCGCGGGCGGAAACGGGCGCGCCCACGCACAGGUCAGAGCAGUGACCCCGCAGCUCACCUCGGCGCGGGCGCACGCGGCACGUCUACUACUCGCGGACCUCAUUGUUCCACCUUCCAAGAGAUCUCGGGCGCAGGUAACUGGAAGCCACUCCGCAUUAACAGUUACAACUUUAAUUCCCUAUUGAUAUCGAUCCGCGACAACAGCGCACCUGUGCCGCGCCGUGGCGGCGCCGACGCCGACGCACUUUCAAAAAAGGCUUACGUGGUACUG